Sinocyclocheilus anshuiensis is the source of this 739-nucleotide messenger RNA. RefSeq names its product nuclear receptor binding factor 2a (gene nrbf2a). The coding region runs from base 1 to 591 and encodes 196 amino acids. The transcript has 3 exons. The record is from RefSeq and is a predicted model, not a curated record. Gene Ontology annotation, biological process: autophagy. Lineage: Eukaryota; Metazoa; Chordata; Actinopteri; Cypriniformes; Cyprinidae.
AUGACAGUUGUUUUUCCACAGGCCCAUCAUUUUCGCCGAAAGGCAGAUCAGUUGGUGGCAAAGGAAAAAUUUGAAGAGGCGAUUUUAUGCCAUAGUAAAGCAGCAGAGCUGAUGAAAGAGGCCUGGUCAGUGACACGGAGUGAACAGGUACGACUGUCUUUAGAGCUGCAGAGAGAUAGACAUCUCCAACAGCAGCGACUGAUCAAGAUGAGCCGCAAACAGACUAAACUCAAAGGAAAGCUCCUGGUCAGCCCGAUAACACACUGCACCAGUCCAACAGCCCUCCAAAGUCCUCCACUCGGCUGGAAGGCUGCCAAAGACGACAAGACUCGGCUGGAAGAGCAGAGCACUGCCAUCGCUGACCUGUGGAAGCUUGUGGCGGUUCUGCUGCUGGAGAACAAGCGGUUGCUGGAGGAGCAUGAGAAACUGAAGGCAGAGAAUGCUAGUCUGAAGAGAGACCUGUAUGAGGAGCAUCAGAGCCCUCCGGCUUCUCUAGAUCAGCCUUCACCGCUGGGCAUGAGGCUCCUGCACGUGCCUCCUGACCUCCAGCAGGAGAUCCAGCUGCUGUUGAAGACGGCAAAUGACAGCUAGACCUGCAUCCACCUACGGCACCGCUCAAAAGAUUGGAGAAUUACGUUUUUUUGUCUAUUGUCUCUUAUGCUGGCUGCAUUUAUUUGAUCAAAGAUAUAGUACAACAGUAAAAGGGAAAUAAUAUUACUAUUUAAAACAAGUUUUUUUU